UGAUUUCCGGUGACGAAAUUCAGAAAUUUGUUCGAUCUUCAACACAUUAAAAUGGCACCAGUUGAGCCAGGAGUAGUAUAUUUAUGCUUACUUGCUGUUGUUACAGUCACGAUAUUGUUAGUUUCAAUAUUCUGCAAGGAAAAGAAAGGAAAAAAAGAUGAACCAGCUGCAGCAAGACGAAAUAUUGCAGAGAGGCAACCAGUUGAUAAUGUUCCAAGAGGAGCACGUCAGCGUGUGAGACCAAGAGGAAGAAGAAUGAUGAACAGGGACGAUGAUUCUGCGGAAGGUAGUGAAGGAGAUGAAGAAGACAUGUUUGGCAAUACAGAGAGAGACGGAAAAAUUGGAGCAAAAAAGCAAAAAAAAUUAGAGGAGAAGGCUGAAAAGAAAGCUAAUAGAAUAGCAGUAGAACAAGAAAGAGAAGAUAAGAAAAAAAGAGAUGCACUGUUAGAAAAACAAAGACUGAAGGAAGAAGAAAUACAAAAAGCCCAAGAUGAGGAGGAGGCAAAACAAGAGCAGCUUAGAAAAGAGGAAGAAGAAAAACGGGAACAUGAAGAAUAUUUAAAAUUGAAAGCAGCUUUUACUGUUGAUGACGAAGGAGAAGAAGAUAUAGGGCCAGAUCUAUCGUCACAAUCUCUGUUACAAGAAUUUAUAGAUUAUAUAAAGGAAAUGAAAGUUAUCAUGUUAGAAGAUUUAGCCUCUCACUUUAAAAUCAAAACACAGGAUGCAAUCAAUCGAGUUCAGGAAUUACAAGAAGAAGGACGUUUAACUGGAGUUAUUGAUGACAGAGGAAAAUUUAUUUAUAUAACAAUGGAGGAACUAGAAUCUGUGGCUAAAUACAUUAAACAGCAUGGCCGUGUAUCAAUAUCAGAUCUGGCUGAGUCUAGCAACAGACUGAUUAACCUUAAUCCAGACAAUAGUGAGGUCCAAAUCAAACUUAUGUCAGAAGUUUCAGGAUAAAUGGUUAAAAGACAAUGUUGUUUAUUUAAGCCUAUGAAAUUCACUUUAUUUGAUUCAUGAAUAUGAUUUGUGAUUGCAAAUAUGUGCAUACUAUCAUAAUGCCUGUAAUUAUGGUUUGCAAUAGAAAACUA
Messenger RNA from Mytilus trossulus (common blue mussel), 1088 nucleotides. RefSeq names its product DDRGK domain-containing protein 1-like. The record is from RefSeq and is a predicted model, not a curated record. The transcript has 8 exons. Lineage: Eukaryota; Metazoa; Mollusca; Bivalvia; Mytilida; Mytilidae. The coding region runs from base 52 to 957 and encodes 301 amino acids.